GUGAGGAGGAGAGUGUGUGUGUGUGUGUGUGUGUGAAGCGGCGCCGUAAUCGUUACAGCUCCAUUGCCCGUAAUACGUGCACGGUGCCGAAAAUGGCCCUGAACCCCAACGCGGUGGGGAAAAAGGACUCAGAAUGUACCGACACGGGCGAUCUGCAACCGGAGGGAAGCGAACCCCACAAGAAGUCAGCCGCCACCUCGGCCACAGCCAACCAAAAUGGCGAUCAGCCUGGAUGUGGAGACAGUGUAAUGCCCGAACAAAAAGCCCCUGAGCGGCAGAGGAGCGUGCUGGCGGACGCCCGGAGCUUUAGCAGCUCUCCCUUGCCAGGCCAGAAACCGGGCGAGGAGCUGCCACGGAGAAAUUUCCAAAUCCCGAGGAAGACUAGAGAGCGGAGAGGCUUGUACCAGUUUCUGCCCCCUGACAGCCGGGAGUUUGAGGACCUUGUGAAGAUUGUCUCCUCAUUUUACCUAGACUCUUCAUCACGAGGAACCUUCUCCUACUGUAAGGCCAGGCUUAUUCACAAUGAGCUGCUGGAGAAAGAGUUCAUUGAAAAGCGGAGAGAGAUGAAGCAGGAGGGGCGGACCGAACAAGAACUGACUGAGUCGUACUGCUUCCUUUAUCCCGACAAAUCCAAGCUUCAGUGGAUCUGUGAGAAAGGUUUGUCAGUUGGGCACUCCAGGAUAACUACGCUAGGAAAUUCGUCUGUGGGUGUUUAUCUCUCGAAAUAUUCUGAUUUGUUACAAAUCAAUCCAUUUGAAGUGGGCUCUUUUGGAGACAUGAUCGUUUUUAAAGUUAUGAGGGGUCGAAUAAAGCACAUCCACGAGAACAUGCCUAAGAAUGCUAUAGAACCUACACCCAAGUUUGACUGUCAUUUGUCGAAAAGUGCCAAUAGGGUUACGUCUUUGCUGUCUUACAGGGCUUUUGAGCUCACACAGCAAUAUUUUUUCGAGUUUGCAUUCGAUGAGAUCAAGGCACGGCCCAGGCACGUUUGCCCCUACGCUGUGGUUUCCUUUCAGUACAAAGGCAAGGAAGCUGCAGCGACUCCAAUGACUGCACACAGGUUUAACACUAUUUCCCCUGAAGGAAGUAGAGGAAAAAGCUCCUACACUGUGUGGAGUGGUCCACUGGUGAACAAGGGCAAGGAGUUAUUCCCAAUCAGUUUACGAUCCUCCUCACGCCCAUACCUACCUUUCAAACUGCCUGAGAAGCUGGAGGUGAGUCGGGGUAUGCAGCUGGACCAGGUGAAGCGAAAGAUUCCCUCUGUGCUCUUUUGUUGGGACACCUACAGCGCAUCACGGGAAGUAAUGAAGUGUGGGAUGUCCUGCAGCCUGUUUGAGGUGGUAGAUGGAAAAGGCAAACCUACCAGUGGCAGCCUGACAGCACUGAUCAACAAACUGGAGAGGGACAGGAUGGUGCUGGUGAAGCCCUUGUUUGACAGGGGAUUUCUCUUCCUGUUGUCCUCAGCUCAGAUGGUUGAAUCCAAAGAGCGGCGGGGGCGGGAGAAGAACCUGCAAGCAUUAUUCAUCUUUCAGGAGUCAAGGAUGGUUGUCAAGUAUUCAUCCAGACUAUUUGAUCCAGAGCCGUUGACGGUGGAGCCGCAGCCUGCUACCCUGUCCUCCAUGGAGCCCUUCAUGCCUGCUCUGCACUAUGCCCUUUUCAAGUUGCGGCCCAACCCAGGGAAGGAUUUGAGCUCUGGGGUGGAGCGACAGGCCACUGAAUACUUAACUCGCAUGGAUUCAGGAACGGUGCGGCCGUUCAUCCUGCCUGACUACAAAUAUAAUGUGGACGAUCGGACCAACCCGCUUCCGGUGCCUAGACCCAAAUUUAACAUGGAUGCUGUGUUGCGUUCUUAUGUCCACAACCCUGCCAACUAUAUUUUACCUCUGAACAAAGCAAAGGACAUCAUGGAAAGAAUACGGAACCCCGUACCCAUCGCGGUUCCCAUUCCCCCGCCUGCGCCGGCCCCAGUGGAAUACAGCCCUGUUUCUGACUGGGGCGGCUCAGACAGGGGCUCGGACAGGUCAGAGAAACCCCCAGAGAGGCUAUCCCAGGAGAGGCCAGCCCAGGAGAAGCUGCCCCCAGACAGCAGUAGACGGAGGUCGGGGCUGGCCCAUUCAAACGGGGCCCAGUUGCAGCACAAGCCACACAUUGAGCCCCAGCCUCAGCCCCAGAGGUUGCGUCUUUCCCAAAAUGAGUAUGAUAAAGACAAGAUGAAACAGUUGCUCAAGCUUAUCCAACUCCAUAAAAAAGCACUAGUGAAGGAUCCCGGGAAGGAAAGAGGAGAGGACGGGGCGUGGGACUCCAACAGUUUGAAGAGGAAAUUUGAUGGAGAUGAGAGGGGAGGCAUGAACAAACACCAACGCACAGAUCCACUGAGCAACGGGGAGCCCAGUAGAGGAGCACAAGCAGAUGAGAUCGGAGAAGAGGGCGGACAGAGCGACAAUCUGACAGCAGUGAUGGAAAGCAUGGGCAUCUACGACACGGACCUGAGGGCCUGUGGCAACACCCACUCCUCGGCAGUCAACGAGACCCAGCGCCUUCUCAAGAUCCUGCUGGCCACUCUUAACAAAGCCGUGGCUCAGGGUUCAAUGCCUGCACAGUCAAACCACGGUGAACCCUCGACGGGCCCAGGAACGGGGGAACCUGCCUUCUCUGACCCAGAUCUUAGGAAACAAAAUGAGCCAGCAUCACAAACAAACUACAUCGAGGAGGACAUGGACUGUAGCCCUGGAAGCCCAGUCAGUGCAGGAUCCCCUACAGACCAAGCUCACACCUCAGACAACCCAACAUGGGUUAUCCCAACUAAUGAAGACAAAGCACAGCCUCUUCCUGAGCCGAAGCACCAUCCUGAGUCGGAGCCAGAGGCUGUGACGGUGGCAGACACACACCCGGAGUCGAAAAUGCCCACAGUCGUGGAAGUUAAAAAGACAGUUGCACCAUCUACGCUACCAGUGUUGGAGGAGCUUCCUUUCAGGCCCUCCAUCAGCCUGGACACUAUACUCAACCAGGAAAUUCACAGCCUCACAUCUGACAUUAAAAACAUCAUGCAGACUCACCGCAUCUGCUAUACCUCGCAGCUACCCCCGCGGUUGCCCUCCCACCACUGCUGGCUGCCCAACAGUUGCUUCUCAGAGUUUGUUGUACCCUACGUCACGCCUGUCUCCGUUCAGGGGGAUGUCAAAGCACUGUGUGAGAAGAUGGACAAGUUGAUCCCAGCCCCACCUGCUCCCUCCAAGGUCACUUCUCCACCUCCCCCAGUGACAACAUCUAAUCUUACAGCACCUUCCCCCACCCCCAUCCAGACUCCAAAGACUAAAGUUGAGCCCUCCCUGUCAAAGAGCAGCACUUCCUCUCAGAGUGGCAAACUAGGCACUGUCAAAGAGGCAGGAUCCACUAAGACUAAAACAGAAGCCGCAUCAGCAGAGUUGGGCGGAGAGAUGUAUUCUCCCUCUCAAGUCACACCAGACUCUCCAGACAACAACUCCCAAAACCCAGGCACUGCUCCUGGCACUGGGACCGGACUUCUGGCUGGCAGCCUCAUUGGUCAGCUGAAGCCUGAGGUUUUCAGCAGCCUGGUGGAGAUCUUUAAGGACGUCACAAAGAAUACAGUGAAAUUCUACAUCUACUCUGCGGACGAGGGGGAGGAGAGCACUGUCUGCAUGGAGAUUAAGGAGUACUUGAAGAGUCUUGGCAACAGCGAGUGCAGCCCGCAGACGUUUCUAGAAAACAGCGGCAGUUUAGACAAGCUCCUGAUCAUCAUUCAGAACGAGGACAUCGCUGCACACGUGCACAAGAUCCCGGCACUGGUGUCUUUGAAGAAACUGCCUUCAGUGAGCUUUGCUGGAGUUGACACUCUGGACGAUGUCAAAAACCACACUUACAAUGAGCUGUUUGUGUCUGGAGGCUUCAUGGUAUCUGACGAGUUUGUUCUUAACCCUGACCUUAUCACACAGGAUCGUUUGCAAGGGUUGCUGAAGUUCCUGGAGGAGCAGAGCACCCCCGAACACCCCUGGCAGUGGAAGGUGCACUGCAAGUCCCAGAAGAAGCUUAAAGAACUGGGGAGGUUGAACACGAACGCCAUGGGCCUGCUAAACCUUCUCACAGCCUAUCAGAAAAAGCACCUAGUCGAGUUCCUCCCUUAUCAUGAAUGUGACACCCAAUCACGUCAGGCUCCCGAUCUGGACUGUAUGAUCAAGCUCCAAGCUCAGCACACACAGCAGCGGCACCUUAUCUUCCUCACAGAGAGGCCAUUUGAGAUGUUCCUACAGUACUCCAGAAAUGGAAUAGUGAUAGCGAGCAUUGACGAUAUUAUGAGCGGUUUCCACAGCCUAAUUGGCUCCAUCAAUCAAAAUGAGCUUCCAACGCCGCCCUCUACUGUAGUGAAUGAUGAGUGUGUGGGAGAGGAGGACAUGUCAUUAGACUCUGAUGAUGGAGAGCCACCCACCAUAUCAGAUACUUCAGAACAGAAUCCGGAUGUUGAGAAGGAGAAGCCUCCACAGCCACCUCCACCGGAGAUGGAGGAGUUUCGUCCUCCGCUCCCAGACCAGCAGGUCACCCCUGAGAGAACUCCAACGCUGUCUGACUACAGUGCACUUAAAACGGCCAUCUCUCAAUUCAAAGCCUCCAACCAGAUAGGGAUAGGCUCUUCAGACAUUGGCAGCUUAUCCCCAGGAGGUUUUCCUGUGAAUCCCCACCAGAGCUUCCUGUGUCCUUCAGCUUCGUGGUCAUCCUACACCGGCUCUUCGAGUUAUGCGGCCUCCCCUGCCUAUCCCGCCUCGCCCUGCAGCAGCACCCAGGAGCAGGAGUAUCGCCCCCCAGUCACAGUUUCUGCCACAGUCCCAACGCCCCCUCUUAAGACCACAGCAGGACCUCUAGCCAAUCUGGCUUCCCUCCCUUUGGAGGUCAAACCUCCCCCUCCACCUCACCUCAUGAUGCUGGGUCACACAUACGGUUCAGAUACUGGAGGAGCUGGGGCUGCUGGGUCAUCUCCGCUCACCACCUCUCGCCCCUACCCAGACCACAGUGACACAGUUCAGCCAGGUUACAUGUCUGGUAUUCCUAAAAAUGCUAGCGGGACCCCCACGCAACAUGCUGAUAGAACACUCAGUGGACCUGGGGAGGGUGUGUGGGGGUCUGCAGGGACCAGCACUUGUAAGACUGCCAGCAGCCAGGGUGUGGUCCCCUCUGGCCCUUUAGACCCCAGUGGGCUCCUUAAGGGUGGGGAAGCCCUUAGAGGCAGCACCCCUGGUAGUCAGGGGGGCAGGACUCAGGUGAACUGCGCUGACAACCUUGGAGCUUCUGUGGUAGUUCCCACAGUGGCCAACAGGGGGGGCUCGGUAGUCAGACCUAAGCUGCCUCCACAUCCAGCAUGUGGUAUGGGUUAUGGCAGUAUAGGUGGCAUCCCUGGACAGAUGGACCAUGGGCCUAUGCGGGGUGCUAUGGGUCCUGGUGCUUCAGGGAGUUACAGAGGGCGAGGAAUCCCUCCAGUAGGACUUUGGCCUCAGCCAGGACGAGGACAUGAACGGGGGGACAGGACUGGAGGAGGACCCUGCUCUUGGGGUUACCCAACAGGCAGGGGUGGUGCACAGGAUUACUACUCGGACUACACAUACACUCACAAUUAUGCCCCUGAAUAGACAAUCAACUUGAUCGAAGGGGAAACACGAACGCCAUACUCCAGAGACUAUUAAAGCUGGCUGAAUGUAUAUAUUUCCAUGUCAUAAACACAUUGAUUUAAAUCGGUAAAUAAGGAUCCUGAUUUUCUACAUUAAUAAAAAUUGAUACAGGCAGUGCCGAGUGUCCUACUGUCGUGUAAACUGUAUGUACACUCUCUCCAUGUGAGCUGUUUGAGACCCUCUUCAAACCACUAUAUUUAUAUUUGCCAACAAAUGUAAAUGGCCUUCCAGCUUCUCGGAAUUUAUCAUGUAAUUUCUGUUUGUCCCGGUUUUGAAACCUGUUUGUGAACAAGGGGAAAGGCUGAUAUUUUUUUAAGGAAAAAAAAACAACAAAAAAAAGAAAAAAAAGAGUGAAUGAAAUUUCACUUUUGCUGUUGGUUUUCUUUUUUUAUUUUACAUAUUUGGUUGUCCUAAAUUCUAUUAAAAUAAAACAUUUCAAAUCCUG
This is a messenger RNA of Scomber scombrus (Atlantic mackerel), 6120 nucleotides long. It is a transcript of the gene tasorb, whose product is annotated as transcription activation suppressor b. NCBI's taxonomy places the organism in Eukaryota, Metazoa, Chordata, Actinopteri, Scombriformes, Scombridae. Gene Ontology annotation, cellular component: heterochromatin; nucleoplasm. The coding region runs from base 93 to 5636 and encodes 1847 amino acids. Gene Ontology annotation, biological process: negative regulation of gene expression, epigenetic; protein localization to heterochromatin. The transcript has 23 exons. Gene Ontology annotation, molecular function: chromatin binding. The record is from RefSeq and is a predicted model, not a curated record.